Ochotona curzoniae (black-lipped pika) is the source of this 696-nucleotide messenger RNA. RefSeq names its product sperm flagellar 1 (gene SPEF1). Gene Ontology annotation, biological process: regulation of cytoskeleton organization. Gene Ontology annotation, molecular function: microtubule binding. The record is from RefSeq and is a predicted model, not a curated record. The transcript is spliced from 7 exons. NCBI's taxonomy places the organism in Eukaryota, Metazoa, Chordata, Mammalia, Lagomorpha, Ochotonidae. Bases 1 to 696 code for a protein of 231 amino acids. Gene Ontology annotation, cellular component: axoneme.
AUGGCGACCAGCGUGGACGAGGAGGCGCUGCACCAGCUGUACCUGUGGGUCGACAACAUCCCUCUGUCCCGACCCAAGCGAAACCUCUCCCGGGACUUCAGUGAUGGAGUCCUGGUUGCAGAGGUCAUCAAGUUUUACUUUCCCAAGAUGGUGGAGAUGCACAAUUAUGUCCCUGCCAACUCUCUCCAGCAGAAACUCAGCAACUGGGGUCACCUAAACAGGAAGGUGCUGCACAAGCUGAACUUUUCAGUCCCUGACGACGUAAUGCGCAAGAUUGCACAGUGUGCCCCGGGCGUGGUGGAGCUGGUGCUCAUCCCACUGAGGCAGCGCCUGGAGGAACGGCAGAGGCGCAGGAAGCAGGGCUCUGGCUCCUUACAGGAGCUGGCACCCCAGGAUGGCAGCGGCUACAUGGAUGUGGGUUUGUCACAGAAAGCUCAAAGGGAGAGUGUCCCAGACCCCCAGGGAGGGGCACAGUUCAGGGGGACCCAGCCUCCAGGACAGAGCCAGGCACUGCAGAGCAACCCCAACUUUGUCCUCCAAAUUGCGGAAAAGGAGCAGGAACUGUUGGCCUCGCAGGAGACUGUGCAGGUCCUGCAGAUGAAGGUGAGGCGUUUAGAGCACCUGCUGCAGCUCAAGAAUGUGCGCAUAGAGGACCUCUCCCGGCGGCUUCAGCAGGCUGAGCGUAAGCAGCGGUGA